Columba livia (rock pigeon) is the source of this 2019-nucleotide messenger RNA. RefSeq names its product proteinase-activated receptor 3. The transcript has 2 exons. The record is from RefSeq and is a predicted model, not a curated record. Lineage: Eukaryota; Metazoa; Chordata; Aves; Columbiformes; Columbidae. The coding region runs from base 281 to 1399 and encodes 372 amino acids. Gene Ontology annotation, biological process: phospholipase C-activating G protein-coupled receptor signaling pathway; blood coagulation; thrombin-activated receptor signaling pathway. Gene Ontology annotation, cellular component: plasma membrane. Gene Ontology annotation, molecular function: thrombin-activated receptor activity.
ACAUUGCAUGCCAGCAACUGGAAAUCACCUUGGCCUCUGUGAUGUCCCUGGGUGCUCAGCGAUGGUGGCACCUCCUGGUCAUCUUGUGACCCCCACCUCCUGUCUGGCCAUGCUGACCACAGGAACGUGGGCAGUCCCCGAGCGUGACGAGGAAGAGAAAGAGGAAGGCUGCUGGCAGGGAGUGGGCUGGAGCUUGUCCUGCCGUGGUGACACGUGACAGGGCCAGCUCUGCCUGUGACAUUUGUGUGGACCCAGCUUGGGCAGAGGCUGCUUCACAGAGAUGUCCCGGUUGGUGUCUUCACUUCGCUCUGCUGCUGCUAGCGUCACCCUCCUGCUCAGCUGUGCCUGUCUUGGCUCGGCAGUGUUGUCCCCAAUGCGUAUCAAAGGGCGAGUCUUGAUCCCUCUCAACCCCAAAGAAGAAGCUAUGUGCCCCAGUGCCUCCAUGGAAGCUUUUCUCAACAGCACCCUCACCACCCGCCUCCUCCCUGCCGUCUACUCCGUGGUGCUGGUUGUGGGGUUGCCAGCCAAUGCUCUGGCCUGCUGGGUCCUGGUGACCAACUUCAGGAGACGUUCCAGCAUCCUCUUCCUGCUCAAUCUGGCCAGUGCUGACCUGUUCUUUGUGCUCCUGCUGCCUUUCAAGAUCUCCUACCACCUCUUGGGCAAUGACUGGCUCUUUGGGGACUACCUGUGUCGUACCUUGGUGGCCUUCUUCUACGGGAACAUGUACAGCUCCAUCUUCUUCCUCACCUGCAUCAGUCUGGAGCGCUACAUCUGUGUGGUGCACCCAUUCUUGUGUAAGGGCUCCAGCUGGACAUGGGUCAAAGCGGGUGUCUGUGUGGUAGUCUGGCUGGUGGUGGGCCUAGGCAUGAGCCCUCUGCUUUUGCGUCCUCAGACAAGUCACAUCUUGAGCCUGAAUAUCACCACAUGCCACGAUGUCCUGGGAAAGCAUGAGCACAUGUUGCUCAGCUACUAUUUCCUCUCCCUGGUGGGGCUGGGCUUUGUCUUGCCCUUCAUCCUCAUGACUGUCUCCUACAGCUGCAUCCUGGUGCGGCUACUACCCGAGAGGAGACGCUAUGGGCAGGUGCUAAGUGUCCUGGCCCUGGUCCUCCUGGUCUUCAUCCUCUGCUUCACCCCAAGCAACAUCCUGCUCUUCAUCCACUACAUGCUGGAGCCCACGGGGUGCCACAACCCCACCUACAUCAGGUAUGCCCUGGCUCUGGCCAUCGGCGCCUUCAACAACUGCUUCGAUCCCUUCAUCUACUUCUACGUCUCCCAGGAUUUUCGGGCCUGGGUCCAGGAUGCAUGUGGCUGCUGCCUGGGGGGGCUCAAGACCUUGUCAGGGAGGGCCUCGAAGAAGGCAGCCUUGCCCCUGAGGUCCAGUGAGGAGAGCCAGCUAUAGGCAGGGCUGGGGAGUGCUGGUUUGACUGAAAAUGGGUUAAUUUUCUUCAUGCGCUUAGAAAACUUUAUCUUUCAUAGCAAGCGUGCUCAUUAUUUGGACUUAGUUUGAGAACAAGAGAUAACACCCCAGCACAGAGCUAACGUUUUUAAUUGCUCUGGUCUGAAAGCAAAGGAUGUUCUGAGCGCUCUGCCCACAGGUGUGAUGCAGCAAGGAAGGGAGGCAUGGAUGGGGUGGAGCUUGACUGACAUCCAGACUGAUUAAUUAGAGUAUUCCAUCCCAUUGGCGUCAUGCUUCACAUUUAAGGAGUCAGGACCUUCUGGGUGGCUCUGCUCACUCUUUUGGGCAUUCUCGCUCUUGCUUGCUCUGGGCUGCGGCCGGGGGAGUUCUGUGUGGGACAUUUAGUUUGGCCUUUUGCCAUUCUGCAGAGGCCUCUGAGCCUUUCUGCCUUUUCCCUCUUUCUUAUCUCUUUGGGGUCAGCUGUUGGGACCAGGUUGUUUCGUGGGACUGGCUGCUCAGCAUGUUCAUGAGGAAUUGCUUUGACUAUUUUUAAUUUCUAUUUUAUAUAUAUAUUUACAAGUAGUGUAUUAGUAUUUUGUUAUUUUAUUAAACUGUGUUUAUCU